CAAUGAGCUUCGAUCCAUGGAAGCGAAGGAUACGUCCACUUCCUUGAAUCAAGAGCCCCCUCACUGGCUUCAAAGCACCUUCCUUAAAGAGUUGUAACCUGAGGAUGACACAGGUGGCCUCAGACGAGGUAGGGAAAAUAAUGGCGGACACUGUGGUGAUGGACGACCGCUUGGAGACCUGGGCUUCCUGUGUAGGCUGUCGAGGCUCCGCCCUCCUGGGGGUCAGGCUCCGCCUCGCUACCCGAGGCUGAGUAUAUAGAGUGGUCGCUGCCCCAUCCUGGGCAGUGUCAUCAAGUCCAAGAUGAUAGGUGCAUACAUAUUGAGGAGUUUGUACGAGGUGGUGGAGGUCGCGGUCCGGCAGUACCUCUGCCACGUGCUGGUCUUUGUAACAGUGAUGUUGGCCACCCGCUGUUACCUGGGCUCUCGCGUACGCCCGCUGCCCCCUGGCCCUUGGGGGGUCCCUAUCCUAGGCUACCUUCCUUUCCUCACUAAGGAUAUUCACAUUUCCCUCAUGAACUUGGCCACAAGGUUCGGCUCCAUCUACCGCCUCAGCUUCGGUAACAAGAUGCUGGUCAUCCUCACUGAUCCCAAGAUCAUUCGUGACGCCUUUAGGAGAGAAGAGUUUCACGCUCGUCCCUCCAGUGCCCUCUACGACAUGUUCGACGGUUAUGGUCUGGUCAACACCUCUGGCAUAACAUGGCGGAAUCAGAGACGGUUCUUACACGAGCGUCUUCGAGCCCUUGGCAUGAAGACUACAGGACCAGGCCGCGAGCAGAUGGAAGUCCGUAUUAUGAGUGAGGUAGAGUGCUUCCUACAGUGCCUGGCGACUGGUAAGGGCAAGGCUUUAGAGGUGGGAGAGCUGCUGUGUAACGCGUCCACCAACGUCAUGUGUUCCCUCCUCAUGUCAGUUCGGUUCCGCCUCAACAACCCCAACUUCCUUCGCUUCAUGGAGCUCCAUGACGAGGGUUUCAAGUUAUUCCUAAAGUGUGAUAUCACCAGCUACAUUCCAGUCUCCAAAUACAUUCCCUCAGUCAGCGAGAACUUCCAAAAAUUGAUCCAGAGCCGAGAUGAGUCCGGAGAGAUGAUCCGUGAAAUCAUCAAGGAGCGGAGGGAAACCUUUGACCCCAGCCAUACAGGUGACAUCCUCGACUGCUACCUCCUUGAGGAACACCGAGCCAAGGAGGAGGGACGAGUUCUCUUCGAAGGAAAAGACUUCGAUCGACAGCUUGUGCAAGUGAUGACUGAUAUAUUCAGCGCUGGCGAGGAGACCGUGAAGACGUGUUUGCUGUGGUCAUUGGUUUACCUUCUGCGUCACCCAAAGGUGAUGCACAGGGUUCAGGAGGAGCUGGACGCUGUGGUAGGACGUUCUCGCAUGCCUUGUCUGGACGACCAGCAGCAUCUGCCCUAUACCGAGGCCACCCUUUGCGAGGUCCUGCGCCGCUCUACCGUCGUGCCCUUGGGAACCUUUCACGCUACCACUAGGGAUACCACUCUAGGAGGGUACACCAUUCCCAAAGGAGCUACUGUGAUCCCACUCCUGUAUGCGUGCCACAUGGAUUCCCAAUUGUGGGAGGAUCCACAAAGAUUCGACCCAACUAGGUUCAUUGACGCAGAGGGCCGAGUUAAGAAGCCAGAGCAGUUUAUUCCUUUUGGCGUUGGACGACGCAUGUGCCUCGGUAAUGUCCUCGCUCGAAGUGAGCUGUUCUUAUUCUUCACCUCCAUUCUUCAUGUCUUUAAUUUGGCGACACCAGAGAAUGAGCCCCUGCCUAGCAUGGAAGGAAUCCUUGGCACUACUUAUACCCCAAAGGCAUUCAAGCUGUCGUUCAUUCCUCGUGAAGUGUCGAAGAUUGGUAACAUCGACAUGCAGUCGCACGAGUUCAGAGCAGCAGGACUCUGAGAUUUCUUCCUCCCUACGGCUCAAAUGCUCUUGGGUUUUGCUGCCCCUGACAGUUCCUAUAUAUGUGACUCCUGACCCCGUCCAUCAGCACACCAGUACACAAGACCAGUGAAGGAGCAAGCUGGACGGCACUGGGGGCCAGGAAAGCAAGAGACAAACAGCAGCCUCAGUUUAAAUGUUGGUGUGAAAGCCAAUAGGAGAAAUAUCAGAUUGCAGAAGUUGGCCCCACUCGCCUCCAGAGCAGGAAGUCCCACCAAAGACAGUUUGCCGAGUCGUACGUAAGAUCCGGCGGCUUAUCUGUGAUAUGUUUGUAUAAUUAUCUGUUGUGUAUUUAAUGUCUGUAUGAUCCAUGUAUCUCGUUGUAGUGUAAAAUUAGAAUUUUUUACUAUUUUUUAUAAUGGAGACGCAGGCGUAAAGAUGUUCCUUUAACACGACGACGGGGAAAUAUAGAGCCGGGAUGUAUGUCUCUCAUCCUGGACACGUGUCAGUCAGUAUGACGUGUUGUUCCACGUCUCAAGUUGUGUCCCUACAAGAGAGCACAAACCAUUGCUUUAGUGACUUGCACACGCGUCAGUAUGAGAAUACAAUUGAGACGUUGAUAAGUUAUGUUUUUAAAGUUAAUAUCUCAACUGUGACAGCAGCGAAGUCUGCCGCUGCUGGUUUCCGCUCAAGAUUAUGCUCAAAUAAAUUAUAAGUAGAAUUGUUUAUGUCGCCCUCCUCUCUGUGGGGCCUUUUAGGAGACGGUCGUCCCCUAAUUAUUCAACUAAUUAUUAAUAAUUAACAAAUAAUUAUUAAUAAUCAUUUAUUAAAAUAUACCAUGUU
Cherax quadricarinatus is the source of this 2719-nucleotide messenger RNA. RefSeq names its product Cytochrome P450 18a1 (gene Cyp18a1). Gene Ontology annotation, cellular component: intracellular membrane-bounded organelle; cytoplasm. Lineage: Eukaryota; Metazoa; Arthropoda; Malacostraca; Decapoda; Parastacidae. Gene Ontology annotation, molecular function: oxidoreductase activity, acting on paired donors, with incorporation or reduction of molecular oxygen, reduced flavin or flavoprotein as one donor, and incorporation of one atom of oxygen; heme binding; iron ion binding. Gene Ontology annotation, biological process: xenobiotic metabolic process. The record is from RefSeq and is a predicted model, not a curated record.